This is a messenger RNA of Eruca vesicaria subsp. sativa (arugula), 1541 nucleotides long. NCBI's taxonomy places the organism in Eukaryota, Viridiplantae, Streptophyta, Magnoliopsida, Brassicales, Brassicaceae. The record is from the annotation of a GenBank genome assembly.
CAAGACAACCCAUCCAUAUCUUAUUUUCGUUCAUUUCUUCCAUUUCAUUCUCGAAACAAAGUCUCAAGCCACCACCAAUGGCUCCAGUCCCAUCUCCGCAAGUGCUACUACCACGUCUUCUCGGUAAAGUCAUUACCAAAGACGUGAAGAAACAACAAACCAGUCCUCCAGAGACUCCCAAGAGUCCAAAAACUCCACAAACCUCUAUACUCAUGGACAAGUACGACCUAGGAAAGCUUCUUGGCCAAGGAAGCUUCGCUAAAGUCUAUCUCGCAAGAAACAUCAACACAUGCGAGAACGUGGCCAUCAAAGUCAUCGACAAAGAAAAAAUAGUCAAAAGCGGUUUAGCCGCUCACAUUAAACGCGAGAUAUCAAUCCUCCGCCGCGUCCGCCACCCUUACAUUGUCCACCUCCACGAGGUCAUGGCUACAAAGACCAAAAUCUACAUCGUCAUGGAGUUCGUACGUGGCGGAGACCUUUUCGAAAAAGUAUCCAAAGGACGGCUACGCGAAGGAGUCGCCAGGAGAUACUUCCAGCAACUGAUCUCAUCCGUUUCCUUCUGCCACAGCCGCGGUGUUUACCACCGCGACCUGAAGCUUGAGAAUCUUCUUUUGGAUGAUGAAGGGAAUCUUAAGGUAUCUGACUUCGGUCUCAGCGUCGUCUCCGAGCAGUUAAGACAAGAUGGGAUAUGUCAGACGUUUUGUGGGACCCCUGCUUAUUUGGCGCCUGAGGUUUUCACGAGGAGAGGCUAUGACGCGGCUAAGGCUGAUGUAUGGUCUUGUGGAGUGAUCUUGUUUGUGUUGAUGGCUGGUUACCUUCCUUUUGAUGACAAGAAUGUUAUGGUUAUGUACAAGAAGAUUCAGAGAGGACAGUUUAGGUGUCCUAAAUGGUUUUCACCUGAGCUUACAAGGCUUAUGGGACAAAUCUUGGACACGAAUCCGGAUACAAGAAUCACUAUACAAGAGAUCAUGGAGCAUAGAUGGUUCAAGAAAGGGUUUAAAGACAUAAAAUUCUAUAUCGAAAACGAUAAGUUAUGUAGAGAGGAUAAUGAUGAUGAGGAUGAUGAUGAAACAUUGUCAUCAGGGAGAUCAUCUAUAUCUUCAGAAGGAGAUUCAGAGUUUGAGGUUAAAAGAUUUGGGUCAAUGCCAAGACCAGCAAGUCUAAAUGCAUUUGAUAUCAUAUCAUUCUCUUCGGGUUUCGAUCUUUCGGGUUUGUUUGAAGAAGGAGGACAAGGAGCAAGGUUUGUAUCUGCUUCUCCUGUGGGAAAGAUCAUAUCAAAGCUGGAAGAGAUUGGGAAUGUGGCGAAGUUUACGGUGAGGAAGAAGGAUUGGAGUGUGAGGCUAGAAGGUAGUAGAGAAGGUGCUAAAGGACCGUUGACUAUUAAGGUUGAGAUAUUUGAGUUGACAACAUCUCUUGUGGUGGUUGAAGUGAAGAAGAAAGGAGGGUUUAUAGAAGAGUAUGAAGAUUUUUGCAAUAAGGAGCUUAGACCACAGCUAGAGAAACUGAUUCAUUACCAAGCAGAUGAAGAGAGACUCUGUUGA